AUGGAGAACCUUUACAAUGACAUGGAAGAAUAUGGCAAGAUAUGCCAACUGUACACCGAGAAAAAACAAAAAAAGGAAAAAAAAGCGAACAACAUUAAUGAUCUAGUAGAUGAAGACAUACUAUGGAUGUACGAAACGAAGGAAGAGAAGGAGGCCAAGGAACAGGAAGAAUAUUUAUUGGGGAAAAGAAUUGAUAUGCAAAAGUUAAUCGAACAAGAGGAUGAAGCCAAGAAGGAACUCGUAAAACAAAAAAAUAAUAUAGACCAUUUGAACAAAAUCAGAGAAGAUCCACUAACUAUUAUUAAAAAAAUGGAAUUUCAGAAGAAGAAAAUGAUGGAUGAGCAAAAGAGACUCUUGCAGUUGCAGCGCGCUAGAGAAAUUCCCGAAGCUAACGACAUAAAUAGACAAGUCGGCAAAUCAGGCAGCAGCUCGUCAAGUGAAGAGGAUUUCGUCCGAUCAAGAGAAAAGGAGAAAGACAGGAAGAAAAGAAGGAGAGAAGAAAAAGAAAUGGAAAAAAGACGAACGAAAAAAAGAAAAGAAAGGAAGGAAGAGAGUAAGGAAAGAAAGGAAGAAAGAAAAAGAGAAAAGAAACGAAAGGAAAAAAAAAAACAUAAAAAGGAAAGGAAAGAAAGACAAGUCAAAUCAGGCGCAAAUUCCGAAUCGGAAGUGGAAAGGAGAAUGAGAAAAUCGAGAAAGAGGGAUCGCGGGAGAAGUGAUGAAUCAGCCAAGGAAAGACUUCGAGAUGCAUCUCGAUAUCGGAAAAGAAGAAGAGGGGAAAGCACUGAACGCGGAAGUGAAACUGAUAGUGGAUGUGACAGCGAAAGCGGCAGUGGUAGCGAUCGUCAUCGUCCCAGAUUUACAAAGUCGAAAAAGAAAAGGGAAGAAAAAAGUGACAAUGAAUAUAGCAGUGAUAGUAGAAGUGACCUUCGCGAUGGGCGCGGUAGGAAGGAAGAAAAGCAGCGACGAAUGGAAUGGGAACGCGAGAGGCGAGAACGAUGGGAACGACCGCGAGGAAUAGAUGAAUAUAGAGACAGGAAAAGUGAUAGCGAACGCCAAAGAAAAAGGUGGAGACAAGAGCGAUAA
Messenger RNA from Plasmodium knowlesi strain H, 1083 nucleotides. RefSeq names its product pre-mRNA splicing factor, putative. The transcript has a single exon. The record is from RefSeq and is a predicted model, not a curated record. NCBI's taxonomy places the organism in Eukaryota, Apicomplexa, Aconoidasida, Haemosporida, Plasmodiidae. The coding region runs from base 1 to 1083 and encodes 360 amino acids.